UGCCCAAAUUUAUAAGACAGGCAAAGGGUACGCGCAUGAGAAAUCUUCGACGCGGACGCGACAUUGAGCGCGAGUGCGCUCACGGGCACGCGCUCGUGCUCACGGACAUACACAGAAAAAGAGAAAGCGAGAGAGGCGAGGAGUGUGUGCGGCGGCCUCGCGCUUAUAAUGGCUGCCAAGAAAAGCAGAGCUGAGGAAAAUCAGUUACAUUGGGAAUAAAAUCGUGCACAGGUGAGGAAGAAGAGGAUGGUGAGCAGUCAAGCCAAGUACGAGCUGAUCCAGGAGGUGGGCAGGGGCAGUUACGGUGUGGUAUACGAGGCAGCUGUACGGCAGACCGGUGCUCGUGUGGCUGUGAAGAAGAUCCGCUGUCACUCCCCGGAGAACGUUGAGCUGGCCUUGAGGGAAUUCUGGGCCCUGAGCAGUAUCCAGAGCCAGCAUCCCAACGUCAUCCACCUGGAGGAAUGCGUUCUCCAGAGAGACGGUCUCGCCCAGAGAAUGAGCCACGGCUCCAGCUCCUCGCUCUAUCUGGAGUUGGUGGAGACAUCCUUGAAAGGUGAGAUCACGUUUGACCCCCGCUGCGCCUACUACCUGUGGUUCGUCAUGGACUUCUGCGAUGGUGGAGACAUGAAUGCCUAUCUACUGUCCCGCAAACCCAGCCGCAAGACUAACACCAGCUUCAUGCUGCAACUGGGCAGUGCUCUUGCCUUCCUGCAUCGCAACCAGAUCAUCCACCGAGACCUCAAACCCGACAACAUUCUCAUCUCGCAGGGCCGCACCCCAGCCGGGUCCCCCGAACCCACCCUGAAAGUGGCUGACUUUGGCCUCAGCAAGGUCUGCUCCUGUUCGGGCCUGAACCCCGAAGAACCAGCCAGCGUCAACAAGUGUUUCUUGUCCACAGCUUGUGGAACGGACUUCUACAUGGCCCCUGAAGUGUGGGAGGGCCACUACACCGCUAAGGCUGACAUUUUUGCUUUGGGGGUGAUCAUAUGGGCCAUGGUGGAACGGAUAACGUUUGUGGAUGUAGAGACUCAGAAGGAGCUUUUAGGGAGCUAUGUACAGCAGGGGGAGGAUAUUGUCCCCUUGGGGGAGGCUCUGCUGGAGAAUCCCAAGAUGGAGCUCCUCAUCCCAGCCCGGAAGAAAAGCAUGAAUGCUGGCAUGAAGCAGCUGAUUCGAGAGAUGCUUUCCGCCAAUCCACAGGAGCGACCAGACGCUGUUGAGCUGGAGCUCAGGCUGGUUCGGAUCGCAUGCAGGGAACUUGAUUGGGAUACGUGAAAGGAAAGCAUCUUGGACAUGGGGGAAAUGCGUACAGGGAGUGUGAACGGAUAAAAACUUUGAUGCCAACACACACACAACCAUAAGCCUCUGUGAGUCGGGGAUCUCACGUCUUUGACACACGAUACCAGCGAGCUGAAUUUGAUCUCCACUUCACUGUGUCAUUUCUGCCUGGAAUCCCAGAGUGCCGAAUCUUACCAGUAAUCCCUUCCGCCACGCUCAUGACAGACUAACGCUAAGCCUGUUACGUUUCUGAGGUAUUAGGCUAAGAAAGCAUUCUCUGGGACAGAAACUGCCAUUCAGGUCAACGUUUUGUACAAUUUUACAGGCAAUUCAGACAUGAGUCCUCGUGGUAGUAGUACCUCUGUCCCUUUAAACACACGACGCGUCUUUUUCCUAAGUGACAAGCAAAAGCAUUAAUAUUUAAUGCUGUGUGUAUCCAUAUAUUUUUCACCUUGUCAAGUGGGGCAUGAUGUAAAUGCCAGAACCAGCAAAAUAUUAAUUCAGAGCAAUGGCUUAAAUCAUCCCUCUCAAAGUGUUUUUUUUCCCCUUUUGUGGAAGCUUCUCUUCCAACUGUGGUAUUAUGCUAUAAUCCACAUUAUCGCAAGAAUAAAGGAUAAAAGGAUUAUUUUCACAGAGCCACUACUUCAUAAUCACCCAAAUAUUGUUUAAUCUUCCUUUUUCUUUUAGAUUACCAUAAUUUAUGCCUUAUUUUUAAAUCCUAUUGCCCUUAUGAGCACUUGAUUCGGCUGUGUGUUUCCUGGAGUUCUCUCAAAGGACAGAGCUACAUUUGCCUCACAAACACUUCGUUGUGUUGGUUAGAAAUGAUUUUUUUUUUAACAAGUGUUGCUGUUUGUCAGUAUUAAUAAGAACUUCAUGGAUGGGACAUGUGUCCACUGAAUCGUGCAUCCGUGAAGCCGACAUGCAGACGAAUGUCACUUUUCACAUGUAGACGAAUGUAAGCUCCUGGCCCAAUAGAAACAUUGUGGGAAAAGAGCAAAUUAAAGGUGUGGUGCUGUCUUAGGCUAUGUUCACACCGCAGUUGCAUGUGUCCCAAACCUGAUUUGAGACUGAUCUGUUUUUGGAUGAGUGGGAACAGCAAAAAUCCCAUUACCCCGAGCCACUUUUGUAUUAUUCAGUUACGUUUUAUUGACCUGUGUCUGGUUUAAAAUAUAUAGUGCCCAAAAAAAUAUUUGGAUAUUUAAUUUACACUUAAAGAGUUAGUUCACCCAAAAAUGAAAAUUCUGUCAUCUACUCACCCUCAUGUUGUUCCAAACCUGUAAGACUUGCGUUCACCUUCGGAACAUAAAUUAAGUUAAUAUAUAAGUUAACAACUUUUUUUUUUUUUAAUAAAAUCUGAGCCAGUUUUGUACUCUCCAUUGACAGCUACGCAACUACCACUUAAAAGUGAUGACGAAUCCAUAUGAAUUGAGUGGUGUAGUCCAAUUCUUCUGAAGAGAGAUGAUCACUUUAUAUGAUGAACAGAUUGAAUUUAGGCUUUUAUUCACAUAUAAACAUCAGCGAACAUGAACAAGCUCAACCGAACCUGUUUGACGUGCAAGAAUGAACCUCAUUGGUUCUCGCAAGUCAAGCAAGCAUGAUGGAGCCUCCUUUUAUCAUAACUGAUGUGUGUGUUGAUGAAUGUUAAUAUGUGAAUAAAAGCCAAAAUUAAAUCGUGUCCCUUGAGAAAAUUUGGACUAAACCACUGAAUUCAUAUGGAUUAGUUUUACGAUCUCUUUAUGAACUUUUUGAAGCGUCAACAACAUGGUAGUUGCGUAGCUGUCUAUGGAGGGACAGAAAUUGCUCCAAUUUUAUUAACGAUAUCUUCAUUUGUGUUCAAGUCUUAUGGGUUUAGAAUGACAUUAAGGUGAGUAAUUAAUUACAGAAUUUUAAUUUGAGUAAACUAACCCUUAAAAAAUUUAUUAAUGUUACUGUUUUAGACAAAAUGUCAAAGCAAGAAUCAUCUGCCCUUAAAUGCUGCUAGAGCUUAUCUGAGCCAUUUUUGCAAUGGCUUUUAAUCAACUGGUGUCAAGGUGAUGUAUUAAAGUUCUGCUUAAGUUCACCCAGGUGUCCUAACCACAGGUGUAGUUCAUAACAUAUUCCACUAACGCUUCACUUUAAACAGUCACAACAGAAGUUAAAAUGUUAAUGCAUAGAUUCAUGAAGUCCAAGGUUGCAAAUACUUUUGAUAUAUCGUUCCGAUGUUUGGGGUCAUUUUUUUUUUUUUUUUUUUCAUGGUUUUUGAAUGGAGUCUUUUCGGCUGCAUUUAUUUGAUCAAAAAUACAGUAAAAACAGUAAUAUUUUGAAAUAUUACAAUUUUAAAGAAAUGUUUUACAUUUUAAUAUAUUUUAAAAUGUAAUUUAUUCCUGUGAUGGCAAAGCUGAAUUAUCAUCAGCCAUUUCUCCAGUCUUCAGUCACAUGAUCCUUCAUAAAUCAUUCUAAUAUGCUGAUUUGCUACUCAAGAAACAUUAUCAUUGAUGAUGAAAACAGUUGUGCUGAUUAAUGUAUAUGUCGAAACUGUGGUGCAUUUUGUUCAGGAUUUGAUGGAUAGAAAGUUCAAAAGAACAGCAUUUAUUUUAAAAUUGAUUUUUGGUUACAAUAUAAAAGUCUUUACUGCCACUUUUGUUUUAAUGACCCCAAACUUUUGAACUGUAGUGUAAUUUCAUAAAAUAACAGAAUAUGAUGUUAUAAUCAAAAUGCCAGGGUUGCGGUUUUACGCACACUGGUCAAUUUAAGAUUAGCGUCUGAUAUGGGACGUAUUUAAAUAAGUUGGUAAUAGCCUGAUUGGGGCAGAAAAUUGAGUUUGGAUGCUUUAUCUUGCGGUGUGAACAGACUUUAAACAAGCACCCCAUUACUUUAUCCUGAAAUUAGUUUUUCCUUCUUGACUAAUAAAAAAUGACCCACAAUAAUUUUCACUUGGCAAGUUUUUUUUUUUUUUCCUCUUCUGUACAUACUGUACAUGAACGUCUUAUGCCUGAAAUGCACAGAUGACUUCCUGAUGGUUUUACGUGUUUGAAUGAUUGGUGAGUUUGUAUUGUGGGCUGGGCUGUCCAUCAUUGGUUGUUAUAAGUAGCGUGAUGACAUGAUUUCAUGCCCUUCUGUGUUUCAGAUUUUUUUUGUUUGUUUUUUUGUGCUGUUUCAGUGUGUCUACUGAUAUGAUCUGAUAUACUGAUAUGUGUGUUAAACUGGGAGCACAACUGUAUUUAAAUUUUGUAACAAAGAAAAUCUUGUUUCAAAAAAGCACUACGAAAUAUUUCCCACAGUGCCCUGCUCACAGAUUCCCCCCAAGCCUCUGACAGCCUGACCUGAUUUAUGAUCAACUACUUGGAACUUUGUGGUGUUGCACUGUGACUUGAAAAGUGCUUUUUUUUUUUUUUUUUUUUUUCUUUCUUUCCCACAGAAACUUUGUGUUCUUGUAAAGUAUUUUGAGAUAAACAGAAUUUCAUGAGAGGGGAUCUUCUAAGUGAAUGUGUAAUUUAUUGUUGGGGUUGGCUUUAUUAAUAAAACUUUUACUUGAA
This is a messenger RNA of Ctenopharyngodon idella (grass carp), 4790 nucleotides long. It is a transcript of the gene pdik1l, whose product is annotated as PDLIM1 interacting kinase 1 like. The transcript is spliced from 4 exons. The coding region runs from base 247 to 1272 and encodes 341 amino acids. The record is from RefSeq and is a predicted model, not a curated record. Gene Ontology annotation, cellular component: cytoplasm; autophagosome. NCBI's taxonomy places the organism in Eukaryota, Metazoa, Chordata, Actinopteri, Cypriniformes, Xenocyprididae. Gene Ontology annotation, biological process: peptidyl-serine phosphorylation; axon extension; autophagy. Gene Ontology annotation, molecular function: ATP binding; protein serine/threonine kinase activity.